CACAAUAAAGAGGGAAAUGGAUCCCGUUCCUGGGGCCGAAUCUUCAGAGGAGGAACUGGAAAUAUUACAGAUUAGGAUAAAGGAUGAGUUGGUUUCUGAAGAUCACCUGAACCCAAUGGAGAGAUCAGCAGUUCUGCUCUCUGAGGAGGAUUCCUCUGAGGACGAACCAGAAAUAUUAAAGAUAUUGAUAAAGGAAGAAGAACCAGACUCAGAUUAUGAUUUGAACCCCGAGGAGAGCUUGGAAGUUCCUCUCGCCGAUGAGGCGGGGAAAAUAGAGCCAUUACUGAGCACUGGAGAAUGUAAUACGACUGAAAGUCACAGAACGCGUAGAAAGUCACGGUGUGACUCACGCACAAGAUGUGAAGAUUCUUCAGCGAGUUCUGAUGCCUCAGUGUUUACCUGCUGCAAGUGCGGAAAGUACUUCUCUUUGGCGAGAGAACUGGCCCAGCAUCUCCAUGUAUGUACUGGUUACAGCACAGAGAGCAGCCGGAAAGCAGGGGUGAAGCCUUUUGUCUUUACUGAGUAUGAAAAAGUACAGAUAUCUCCCACCGGAGAGAAACCAUUCACCUGCGCAGAGUGCGGUAAAAGUUUCUCACGGAACAGCAAUCUCCUGGCACAUAGGAGGCUCCACCGAGGGGAGAAACCAUUCGCGUGCAAGGUUUGUGCAAAGCGCUUUUCUCAAAAAAACAACCUUAUGGCACAUGAGCGGAUCCACACAGGGGAGAAACCCUUCACGUGCAUGGAGUGCGAGAAAAGCUUCUCUCAGAAGAGCAGCCUUCAGGCACACAAGAAAAUUCACACAGGGGAGAAACCCUUUGUGUGCACCGAUUGUCUGAAACGAUUUUCUCACAAGCAUCAGCUUGUGAUCCAUAUGAGCAUCCAUACCGGGAUAGCAAAGUUCAUUUGUUCAGAAUGUGGGAUGAGCUUCUCCCUAAAGAGCAGCCUUCAGAGGCACCAGAAGAUCCACGCUGGGGAUAAACCCUUUAUAUGCACAGAAUGCGGGAAAAGGUUUUGCACAAAGCACGAACUUCAGAAACACCAGAGAAGUCACACAGGGGAGAAACCAUUUGUGUGUAAAGAGUGUGGGAAAUGUUUUGCUACCAACAGGAACCUUUAUGUACAUCAAAAUGUUCACACUGGUGCAAAACCCUUUUCAUGUCCUGAUUGUGGCAAAUAUUUCUCUCAGAAGAGCAGUCUGCACCGACACCAGAACAUUCACACCGGGGCGAAACCAUUCACAUGCACAGAGUGUGGGAACAGCUUUGCUUUAAAAAGCACCCUUCUACGGCAUCAGACCAUUCACACAGGGGAGAAACCGUACAGCUGCACGGAAUGCGGGAAAAGCUUUUCAUUGAAGUGCACUCUUCGGAAACACCACAAAAUACACACAGGGGAGAAACCAUUCAUGUGCACAGAGUGCGGGAAGUGCUUCAACAACAGGCAUAAACUUCACAACCAUCAUAAAAUUCACACGGGAGAGAAACCUUUCCUGUGCACGGAAUGCGGCAAAGGGUUCUGCAACCGGAGCAGCCUCCACACCCACCAGAAAAUCCACACGGAUGAAAAGGACUUUGCGUGUACGGAGUGCGGGAUGCGGUUUUUUCAAAGGCGCGACGUUCACAGGCAUAUGAAGAUUCACGGAGCGGAGAAACCUGUAGGUAGAAAGCGUUUCGCUCAAAAGACCCGACGGCUUGGCCGCCUACACACGGGUCCAAAACCUUUAACGUGUAAGGAAUGUGGGGAGUGUUUUUCUUUAAAGAACAGCCUUCGGAAACACCUACGAAUACACACGGAGCAGAAACGUUUCCCUUGCUCAGAAUGUGGGAAAUGCUUCUCUGUAGAGAUCCAGCUUAACAGCCACCGGAACAGUCACACAGGGGAGAAACCAUUCAUCUGCAAGGAAUGUGGGAAAAGCUUCUCUUUAGAGAUCCAACUUAACAGCCACCGGAACAGUCACACAGGGGAGAAACCAUUCACCUGCACGGAAUGUGGGAAAUGCUUCUCUGUAGAGAUCCAACUUAAUAGCCACCGGAACAGUCACACAGGGGAGAAACCAUUCACCUGCACGGAAUGUGGGAAAAGCUUCUCUGUAGAGAUCCAACUUAAUAGCCACCGGAACAGUCACACAGGGGAGAAACCAUUCACCUGCACGGAAUGUGGCAAAGGCUUUUCACUAAAGAAUAACCUCCUGGCCCACAAGUGGGUUCACAAGAAGGGGAAAGGCUUUGCCUGCGCAGAAUGUGGGAAAAGUUAUUUCCUGAGGUCCAGCCUCCUAGCCCACGAGCGGAUCCAUACGGGCAAGAAAGCUUUUGUGUGUGCGGAAUGCGGGGACGGAUUUACUCACCGCUACCAACUUCUAAUACAUAUUAAAUUUCAUACGGGGGUAGAACCUUUCACAUGUAAAGAGUGCGGGAAGUAUUUCACCCUAAAAAGCAGUCUUCUUAGGCACCGGGCAGCUCACCCAGGUGUGAAACCUUUUAGGUGUAUAAGAAGUGGGCAGCCAUUUUGGUUUGGAAGCAGCCGACAGAAACACUUGAGACUUCACCGAGGGAAGAAGCCGCUCACUUGCACGGAGUAUGGGAAAAGAUUCUCUCACAGGAGCAUCCAUCAGGCUCACAGGGAAACCCGGGCGGGAGAGAAACCAUUCAUGUGCACUGAGUGUGGGAGGCGCUUCUCUCAAAGGAGCGGCCUGUACAGACACCAGAGAUGUCACACAGGGGAGAAACCAUUCACUCGCAGAGACAGAGGGAAAAGUUAAAUGAAAUUGACUUUUAUUAAUGAAUAAUAUCCGGUGCUGGUUUCCCUUUGGGCUAAACAUUAACCCUAUCUGUAACAAUGGCCCCUUUAUUGGA
Messenger RNA from Xenopus tropicalis (tropical clawed frog), 2852 nucleotides. RefSeq names its product zinc finger protein 665-like. Gene Ontology annotation, molecular function: identical protein binding. The transcript is spliced from 4 exons. Gene Ontology annotation, cellular component: nucleus. Bases 17 to 2758 code for a protein of 913 amino acids. The record is from RefSeq and is a predicted model, not a curated record. Gene Ontology annotation, biological process: negative regulation of transcription by RNA polymerase II; regulation of cell differentiation. NCBI's taxonomy places the organism in Eukaryota, Metazoa, Chordata, Amphibia, Anura, Pipidae.